AUGCGUCCGAAAUGGGCGACCCUCGCCGUCCUGACCCUCGGCACGGCGGCGACGGCCUUUGCCCAGCAGCCCUCGGGCCCCGGGAAUUCCAGUCUCUAUCUACACGACAACCCGGAUUGCGCUAGGAACCCCCCCAAAUAUCCUGUCAUCAUCAACAUCAUCAACACCAUCAUGAACAUCAUCAUCAUCAACAUCAACAGCAGCAAUAACAAGAAGAAUAAACCAACGAGUUCACCGUUGACACCUGACCGAAGCUACCUUGCUUCCUGA
Molecule: messenger RNA, 270 nt
Organism: Colletotrichum higginsianum IMI 349063
Lineage: Eukaryota; Fungi; Ascomycota; Sordariomycetes; Glomerellales; Glomerellaceae
Exons: 2
Coding region: 1-270 (89 amino acids)
Source: RefSeq, a predicted model, not a curated record